Catharus ustulatus (Swainson's thrush) is the source of this 2940-nucleotide messenger RNA. Its product is annotated as nuclear respiratory factor 1. Gene Ontology annotation, cellular component: nucleus. Bases 1149 to 2768 code for a protein of 539 amino acids. The transcript is spliced from 11 exons. Gene Ontology annotation, biological process: regulation of transcription by RNA polymerase II. Lineage: Eukaryota; Metazoa; Chordata; Aves; Passeriformes; Turdidae. Gene Ontology annotation, molecular function: DNA-binding transcription factor activity, RNA polymerase II-specific; RNA polymerase II cis-regulatory region sequence-specific DNA binding. The record is from RefSeq and is a predicted model, not a curated record.
AUUGUGCUGCUGUUCCUCAGGAUUUUUUUGUGGUGUGGAAUUUUUAUUUUGGGCUGUUUGAAGCACCUGAUGUGAUGGUAGAGGAUGAUUUCUGUGGGGUUUUUAUGGGUUGAUGAUGAUUUGUUACAAUCCCCCCAGGGAGACCUUCAUGUCAAUCCAUGUGGGUUUAAAUUGGGUGUAGAAUUUGUGGGGUUUACAACCAGUUCCUGUUGUUUUCUGGUGGUUUCAGUGGUGCAGCUCUGCUCAGGGCUGACAGGACAUCAGAGGAAUCCUGCCACACUCAGGAGAGUGAUUUUAUCCUCAUAUUUUUAUAAGCACUUCCCCUUUCAGGAAUUAAACUGGUCCAUAAGCAUUUACUUUAAAGAUUUUUUUCCCCACCUGUUUCUCUCUGCUGAUGGCAGAAUGAGUUUCUUGGAAGGAGCUCAGGGCUGAUUGUUUUUCCCACCAGAUAUUUUCAGUUUGUCUCAGUGUCCUCAAUGUCUCAGUCCCUUCCUCACUGGCACUGUUUGACCUCCUGCUAUUUUGGGAUGGUUCUAAUAUUACACCCCAAGCUGUAAACAGGGUUGGACAUGGAACUCCAGCAGCUUUUUAGGGAGGACUGGGAGUCUGAAGCUGGCUUGGCUUUAGCUGCAGCCUCAGUAGGUUUGUGCCAGUCUCACAACAACAACUCUGCUGUCCCUGGAAUAUUCCAGGCCUUCCCCACCACUAAACCAUGUCCCCAUGAAUCCCUUCAGGGAUGGGGACUCCAGCACUUCCCUGUUCCACUGACAGCCCUUUUGGACAAGAAACAUUCCCUAAAAUCCCUAAAAUCCUGUCUGAAUCUCCCCAGCACAACUUGAACCCAUUUCCUCUUGUCCUGUGGCUUGGGAGGAGAGACCAACCCCACCUGGCUGCAACCUCCUUUUUGUUUGGUCAAAACCCAAAAUGCUUUGGGUUCCUUGAUCCCUCUGUGGCAUUCCAUGAUCUGGUGUCAGUCAGGAGCUGGAAUUCCACAACUGUGCAACAUCAGAAUCUUUAUUUUGUUUAUUUUCUCAUUCCCUGCAGCUGAUCACCUCUUUGUGCUUCCCUUUGGGGAAUCUUUUUGAGGGUUGAAGCUUUAAUUCUCAUGUUUGGAAAUAUCUGAGGGAUGUGCUGUUUCUUUUCCACAAAUGUACAGCAGGCACAGACUGAAAAUAUCCCUGCACCUCCCCUCCUGGUCCUUCUGCACAGAUCUGUGCUCCCAGUGUGUGGUCCAGGGCCCUGCUGACUCUCCCCUCUUGAUGGAAGAGCACGGGGUGAGCCAGGCAGAGCACAUGGCCACCAUCGAGGCGCACGCCGUGGCGCAGCAGGUGCAGCAGGUGCACGUGGCCACCUACACGGAGCACGCCAUGCUGAGCGCCGACGAGGACUCGCCCUCCUCGCCCGAGGACACCUCCUACGACGACUCCGACAUCCUCAACUCCACGGCGGCCGACGAGGUCACCGCGCACCUGGCGGCUGCAGGCCCUGUGGGGAUGGCAGCAGCCGCAGCCGUGGCUACGGGCAAGAAAAGGAAGCGGCCGCACGUGUUCGAGUCCAACCCGUCCAUCCGCAAGAGGCAGCAGACACGGCUGCUCAGGAAGCUCAGGGCCACGCUGGAUGAGUACACCACCAGAGUGGGGCAGCAGGCCAUCGUGCUGUGCAUCUCACCCUCCAAACCCAACCCUGUCUUCAAAGUGUUUGGUGCUGCACCCUUGGAGAAUGUGGUGCGCAAGUACAAGAGCACCAUCCUGGAGGACCUGGAGUCGGCGCUGGCCGAGCACGCCCCGGCCCCUCAGGAGGUGAACUCGGAGCUGCCACCCCUCACCAUCGAUGGCAUCCCUGUCUCCGUGGACAAGAUGACCCAGGCACAGCUGAGAGCCUUCAUCCCUGAGAUGCUGAAGUAUUCCACAGGUCGUGGGAAGCCAGGCUGGGGCAAGGAGAGCUGCAAACCCAUCUGGUGGCCCGAGGACAUUCCCUGGGCCAACGUCCGCAGCGACGUGCGCACGGAGGAGCAGAAGCAGAGGGUGUCCUGGACCCAGGCCCUGAGGACCAUUGUGAAGAACUGCUACAAGCAGCACGGGCGCGAGGACCUGCUGUACGCCUUCGAGGACCAGCAGACCCCGCAGACCACGACCACGCACAGCAUCGCCCACCUGGUGCCCUCCCAGACCGUGGUACAGACCUUCAGCAACCCUGAUGGCACCGUGUCCCUCAUCCAGGUUGGCACUGGUGCCACGGUGGCCACGCUGGCCGACGCCUCCGAGCUGCCCACCACGGUCACGGUGGCACAAGUGAAUUAUUCUGCAGUGGCUGAUGGAGAGGUGGAGCAGAACUGGGCGACGCUACAGGGCGGGGAGAUGACGAUCCAGACGACGCAGGCCUCGGAGGCCACGCAGGCGGUGGCCUCGCUGGCCGAGGCGGCGGUGGCAGCGUCGCAGGAGAUGCAGCAGGGAGCCACUGUCACCAUGGCACUCAACAGUGAAGCCGCUGCCCACGCCGUAGCCACGCUGGCCGAGGCCACCCUUCAGGGAGGGGGACAGAUUGUCCUGUCUGGGGAGACUGCAGCAGCAGUGGGGGCACUCACUGGAGUCCAGGAUGCCAAUGGGCUCGUGCAGAUCCCGGUGAGCAUGUACCAGACCGUGGUGACCAGCCUGGCGCAGGGCAACGGGCCGGUGCAGGUGGCCAUGGCGCCGGUGGCCACCAGGAUAGCGGACACUGCGGUCACCAUGGACGGCCAGGCCGUGGAGGUGGUGACCCUGGACCAGUGACAGCACCAGUGACAUCCUGCUCCCAUCUCCUCACCUCUCCAGGUUUUUUUUUUUGGUUUUUUUUGUUUUUUUUUUUCUUCUCCAGAGAUGCAAUCAGGUGGCAUUUUGAGUCUUUUUUUGGAAACGAAUUUUUGGUUUUUUUGUUGUUGAUUUUUUUUUUUAAUGAGAAAAA